AACCCAGUACAUGUGCGUUAUGUCUAUUAAUAUAAAUCUUCCAAACUGCUAACUCCGAAGAGAUAGAGUUUGUAACAUAAUUUCUCUCUUCUCAUAUCUUUCAAUAUUCUCUAUAUAUCUCAGGCCAGUUUCUUAAGGUGUCAAGAGAAGAGAGAAAAUAAUAAUCUGUUUGUUUCUCGGGAAAAUAUUAUAAUGGAGAGCAAAAGUUAUGGGGGCGUGGAGGGGGUGGAGAAAGAAGUGAAGGUGGCUAACAAGAGAGGAGCCGGUGGUUGUGAGGGUCUGCUUAGGGUUUUGGCGUUUGUGUUUUGCUUAUCGGCUGCUGUCAUUCUUGGAGUUGACAAGCAAACCAAAGUGGUUGCUAUGAAGCUUCUGGAUUCUCUCCCACCCAUCAAUGUUCCUGUUCCGGCCAAGUGGUAUUACUUGUCUGCUUUCAAGUACUUCGUGGUGGCGCAUGCCAUUGCAUGUGCGUAUGCAGUAAUUUCUCUAAUUCUUUCAAUGGGGAAUCGCGGUGGAAAGAAGAGUUGUAUUGGGUUUGCAAUUGAGGUGGCUGACAUAGUGAUGGUAGCACUGCUCUUCUCUAGCAACGGUGCGGCAGUGAGCAUCGGGCUGAUGGGUUUCCAAGGAAAUUCACAUGUGAAAUGGAAUAAGGUUUGCAAUGUGUUUGGCAAGUUUUGUCACCAAGCAGCUGCUGCUUUUGUGGUGUCUGCCCUUGGAGCCCUUGCAUUUCUAUUGGUUGUUGUCUUUGCCCUCAAGCGCCUUCACAAAAAAUAAUAUUUAUCCAAUUUAUUAAUCCUUCGGCCUCUUAAACAAUAAUUGUGGCUCAUUAAAUUAGAUUUUUGUUAAUGUCACUUUUUUUUUUAAAUUUGUGCUUGUAAAAUAUUCAAAUGUUGUGGUUACGAAUUAAUGUUGUGAUUAUAGAAUUUGUAUCAAACUUUAAAUAAUUAAUUGCUUUUUGUGGGGACAA
Messenger RNA from Humulus lupulus (European hop), 964 nucleotides. RefSeq names its product CASP-like protein 1E2. Bases 193 to 771 code for a protein of 192 amino acids. The transcript is spliced from 2 exons. The record is from RefSeq and is a predicted model, not a curated record. Lineage: Eukaryota; Viridiplantae; Streptophyta; Magnoliopsida; Rosales; Cannabaceae.